Molecule: messenger RNA, 2166 nt
Organism: Paracoccidioides brasiliensis Pb18
Exons: 8
Coding region: 1-2166 (721 amino acids)
Biological process (GO): regulation of DNA-templated transcription; DNA-templated transcription
Molecular function (GO): DNA-binding transcription factor activity, RNA polymerase II-specific; zinc ion binding; DNA binding
Source: RefSeq, a predicted model, not a curated record
AUGUCUGAGAGCGCUUCAAAACCUGCGGUGGCCAGGAAAAGUGCAUUCUCUUGCGAGGCUUGCCGCAAACGCAAGGUCAAAUGCAACGGAACAACCCCAUGCGCCCGCUGUGCCGCGCGUGGUGAUAACUGUAUAUAUAGUCUAACACCAACCUUGUCCUACACAAAAGCCCUCGAGUCUCGCAUCGCUGAGCUCGAGGAGGCUUUAACGAGAGUUCAGAGCGGGAGAAACGGUGGAGAUGUGGAUCUGAAGCCCCUUAAACAGCAGCAGCAACGACAGCAUGAUGUCGAAGACUCGGGGAUGAAUGCAUCGAGAACCGCAGUGUCCAGCGACUCGCAUAGUGCUGAAGAUGACCGUACGGCAUCGGAUCUUACCAGAGACAUUGAAGGUUUGAAAGUGGGAGAUGAUGGGCGCAUCUCGCUUUACGGUCCUACCAGCCUAUUUCAGUUACCGAGCGGCCUUGCCCAUGAGAGUCUGGGUCCAUUGCCGGAAUCCCAAGAACUCGAUGGCCGCAAGGAACGGCUUAUUAACAACGCGUGGAGGGAGAGGGCGUUUGAGCAGCUCGCGACCAUACCGGAUCCAUUUCAAUACCUGCUCGAUUCACACUGGUGCUGGAUACAUCCUCUAUUCAACUUUGUUUAUCGACCGGCUUUCACUCGUGACAUGAAACUGAAUGGCCCUUACUAUUCCGAGAUCCUGCUAAAUGCAAUUCUAUCCCAUUCUGCGAGAUGGUGUAAGGAUGAGCCGAAAAUCGCCCAUCAAAUCAAGUCCUAUGGCGGGGAAAGUGCAUUUUCCCAUCGUGCCUGUUCUAGUCUAUUCGAUAGCCUAAAGGCUGGUAAUGGCCACAUUACCAUCGUGCAGUCGCUGCUCAUAUUGAGCGCCCAAGAAUGUGGUCGUGGAAACAGGACGCAGGCGUGGCUGUUCAGCGGGAUGGCAUUCAGAUUGGUGGAGGACCUAGGCAUCACCAUCGACAGCAGAAAGUAUUCCGGCUCAGUCGAGUUUUCGGACGAGGAUAUUGAAAUUCGCAACCGUCUGUUUUGGACAUGUUACUUUUGGGAUAAGUUGGUGUCUCUUUACUUCGGCAGAUCUCCUAUAAUACAGGAUACGCCUGUCAGUCCGCCGCAGAUAUUAUUGGAUGACACGGCCGAAUUAGAGAUAUGGACACCGCAUGGUGUUGUUUUCCCGGAAGGCACACAUUAUCCCCCUGCACAAGCCCAUGCCACUUCGUGCUUUAUGAAGGUGUGCUCGUUAGCGGAAAUCCUCAACCAAAUAAUAAUUCACAUCUACGACCCAAUCCGUAAAAGCACAGAAGCCGAGUUUCUAAGAUGCGUCCAACAGCAGAGCAGCAAUCUUGAAAAAUGGUGGGGUGAGCUUCCGGUGUUUUUGAAACUCAUCGUCGACGAUCUGCCACCAUACUCCCCCCCAAGUCACAUCGUCACAUUAAAUUGCCUAUAUCACACCACGAACAUCCUGCUACACAGACCAACGCUCUGUUCGAGGCCUUUCAGGGUAUCAUCACAGGUAACCGACAACGCGAAACCACUGGUCCAAUGCAUAUCGUCUGCAACUUCAAUAAUAACGCUUUUCGACCUUUAUCGGCGUACUUUCGGAGAUGGACAUGUUGUCUUGUCCAUAGCUUACAGUAUCUACACUGCCGCUUCAAUAUUCCUGCUUGAAUUGCAGGCGUUGAGAUACGCAUGUCCCUCAACGUUGGCUAAAUUAAGAUUCUGCAUGGUUACCCUAGAUCGCGUUACGUCCGCUAAUCCCGUGAUCAAAACCGCGCUCAGCUUAAUCGAUCAGGAACUUAAGAAGCUAGGCAUCGACGUCCUCAAUGCGUCAAACCACAGCCACCAACCUGUCUCUUUCGCUGAAGAACCCAGUCCCUCCCAGGGUUAUCAAAUACAAACUCCUCAUUCUUCCUACACCGUCCCACCACAUGGUGCUUUCAGUAUAACUCCCCCGCCCCUGGCAGACCACCACGGCACAAACCACGACCAAAACCAAACAGACAUCGCCCCAGACCCAUUGCUGGCUAUUCCAUCUACCUUGAAGCAGGAAAGCGUACACGCCAUUGCACCUGAGCUAUUUGAGGCGUUCUCGUAUAUAGAGCCUUUGUCACCAAAUAUGAUUGGGGUGUUCGAGACAGAUUGGAAUAAUGGCGAAUGA